UUCUCGAAAUCUCAUCUUUCUCUCCAAGAAACCAAAGCAAACCAGAUUCCCGACACUAUGGCCUGCUGUGUUGCCCGAUGCUGCAGCGUCCCCACCGGCCCCGCCACCACCAUCUGCUCCUCUGACAAAUUCUGCCGGUGUGGAGUCUGCCUGCCCAGCACCUGCCCCCACACGACUUGGCUAUUGGAGCCAAUCUGCUGUGACAACUGCCCCCCACCCUGCCACAUCCCUAAGCCCUGUGUGCCCACCUGCUUCCUGCUCAACUCCUCCCAGCCCACCCCUGGCCUGGAGACCCUCAAUCUCACAACCUACGUUCAGCCCGGCUGCGGCAGCGAGCCCUGCAUCCCAAGAUGCUGCUGAGUGAUGGCUGACGCCCUCAGCGCCUGGCAAUAAAGAACGCAGGCUGGGCUGUGUCCUCAGCAUUCACUUGCCUCCAGAUUUUAUCAGAUAUUGAGGCAGACCAGAUGGCCUAGAUAUGGAAAACCUGCCUCUCAUCAUAAUGGAAAGAGAAUCAAGACUUUUUAAAUGGUUAUUUCACUAAGUAGCCAUUGGAUUCAUUUGGGCAGAGAAUGUCAUCUCUAAUCAAAACAGUACUGAAAUCUACAAAAGACCUCAGACUCCACUUUCCUGAUCAUGUGGCUUCUUGGAUCUCAUUUCUUGGACCGGGUGUUUUCCUAGAGGGAAAUUAAUUUCUUGAUGGGUUUUCCAAUAAACUUUACUUGUGUGGUGA
Phacochoerus africanus (Common warthog) is the source of this 730-nucleotide messenger RNA. RefSeq names its product keratin-associated protein 3-3. The transcript has a single exon. Gene Ontology annotation, cellular component: keratin filament. Bases 58 to 360 code for a protein of 100 amino acids. Gene Ontology annotation, molecular function: structural molecule activity. The record is from RefSeq and is a predicted model, not a curated record. NCBI's taxonomy places the organism in Eukaryota, Metazoa, Chordata, Mammalia, Artiodactyla, Suidae.